UAAAUAAGUCGUUACGAGAGAGGUGCAUUGUGGGAAAGCAGCUUCUCAGUUAAAUACAUCUACCUGACAGCGGAGCUUAGAGUUCUUCUCUGUUUGGAAAACGUGCAUUUCUACUAUUUUUUCAGACAACUGCAAACGAUAGUCUUGACGAGAUUGUGGAGCAGAAUCCCGCUGAUUUUCAACAGUGAAAUUCGUUUGAUUUAUAAUUGUUAAAAAAGCGUCGAAUAGUAUAAUGAGUCUAGAAAUUUAUCAGAAAUCGCACUUAAUUUUAAAAAUACAUAUUCAAUUCAAAAUUUCAGUUUUUAAAUUUUUAAUGUUCCAAAGUUACUAAAAGCAAUGGCACAGUUUAAAUAUGCUAUAAAAUGUUUUAAGGGAAAUUCAAAAUUUAAUAACAAUCUUUCAAUUUUUUUUUCAUUUAACUCUUAAGCUUUAUGUCGAAAUUCAAUAAAUCUCUUCAUUAAACUCGCAUUUUUCGAACUAUUUACUUGUUAUAUUUUAUUAAUUUUAAAUUAAUAAAGAACUUUAUUAAUUUUAAAUGUUAUAAUGUAUAAAAUUCUUAGCACAUGACACCUAAAAUUCAUUUAACUUUAUUAAGCAUCUUCUAUUUUUAACUCAUAAUUAUAAAAUAAUUUAAAAUUUAAAGAAAUCAUUCGAACAUUUCAGCAAAUCGACCUGAAAAAUCUUACAAAAUUUGCAAGAAAACUGAAAUUUUUAGAACUCAUUAUUGUAAAUACAUUUUAAACAUAAAUAAAUUGUUCCAUCCUACUGACAAAUAAAACGCCAAAAUUCAAUCAGAAUUGCAACAACAAAAAAAUUAUAUAUUUUUAAUUUAAUAGCAUAAAUUAACAUAAAUAUGAACAAAUCUUUCCAAAUGGCACAAUGGUUAUUUUUACGUGUAUAUUUGUCUGCCUUACAGUCAUUUUGAGUGGUGUUUCGACGCUUUUUUUAACAUUUAGUUUAUUAUCGGACGAAUGGGAAUUCCUAACCUACGAGAAAGCAUCGAUUGAAGAAAUGGCUAAGCUCAAAAACCAUUCCUUACAAUGGCUAUCCGGUGAUGUGGGCAAAUUAUUCAUGCCCGAGUUAACAAUAACACAAAACAUAUCAGGUUCAGUGGCUUACCUAGUUCCAGCUCGUGGUGGUGUCAACAACUUAUGUCCUGAUUUACCAGAUUCUGUUAAAAGCACAAUGGAAGAAGACGGUUUUGUACUAAAAACUUGUAUUUCAUAUCUUUCCAAUGACGAUAUUACAUCCAGGGAUACAUGGUUGGAUCGUAUGCGUAAUUUAGCUAUGUCCUGUGCUAUGGUUUCUUUAAUAUUGCUUGCCUUUUCAACUCCUUUGGGGCUUUUAGGAUUGUAUAAAAAACAGAUAAGCACCAUCAUGGUCAAUGGAGUGAUGUAUAUUUUAGCAGGUGUAUUUGGAACUUUCAACUUGGCAUUCAUGCAUUUCAAAAGAGCAAAGCCAGCAGAUGGUUUCUACACAAGUACUAUCCUUGAUAAAAAUUUGCCAGAAGAUUAUAUGAAGGCAAGAAUUUUUACAGUAGGUUGGCCGCCUUCAGCUGAAUGGGCGGGACUCAUUGUAUGUAUGAUUGGUAGUCUUUUUUGGUUGCUGCUGGCAAAAAUCUAUAGACUUCAAAUAUUAAAUCCUACUUAGAAGUUUAUUAAUUUUGAUUGAACCACUUAACAGAUUCUAGAUGCUUCUCCUUGAAUCUGUCAUAUUGAUGUUUCAUCUCGUAAAUGAAAUCGUGUCAGAAAUUGGCAGUUUUUAAACGAUCAACAAAGCAGAUUCAAGAUUCUUCUACUUGAAUCUGUCAUAUUGAUGUUUCAUCUCGUAAAUGAAAUCGUGUCUGAAAUUGACAGUUUUUAAACGAUCAACAAACAUCGGAGAUUCAGGAUGCUUCUACUUGAAUCUUUCAUCUUGAUAUUUCAUCUCAUAAAUGAAAUCGUGUCAGAAAUUGACAGUUUUUAAGCGAUAAACAAAACAGAUUUUAGAUGUUUCCUCUUGAGUCUGUCAUCUUGAUGCUUGGACAUGGAAUUGAGUUAGAAAUUGACAGGCUUUGAAUGAACAUCAAAACAUAGUUACGAUGUUUCCUCUUGACUAUGUCAUCUUGAUGCUUCAUCUUAAAGAAAGCGAUUUAAUAAAAUUUGGCAAAUUUUGAAUAAACCAAAAAAAAAAAAAGUUUCAAGAUAUUUCUUGAAGUUGUCAUCUUGUAACUUCAUUUUGAAGAUGGAAUUGAAUUAGAAAUUGACAUAAUUUGAAUGAACAGUAAAAAUGGUCAGGAUUCUUCGUCUUGAAUCUGUUAUUUUGAUGAUUUGUCAUCUCGUAAUCUUGAAAGAGAAAUUGUGGUUGAAAAUUGCUAACUUUGAUUCAGAAACAAAGCAGUUCAAGAUGCUUCUUCUUGAAGUCGUCAUCAUGAUGCUGCAUCUUAAUGGAUUUGAGUUAGAAAUUAGCUUAUUUUGAAUGAAAGAACGUCGGCUUAGACGUGAUGAUUGAAGACAAGACUGAUUUCAAACGAUUAGCAAAACAGAUGCGAGAUGUUACUGCUUGAAUCUGACAUCUUGAUACUUCAUCUUGAAGUUAGAAAUUAGCAGAUUUUGAAUUAACAUCAAAACAGAUAUAAGAUUCAGAGAUACUUGAACUUAGAGAUGGAACUGAAUUUGAAUAAACUAGAAAUUAGCUGAUUUUCAAUGAAGGAGCUACGACGGGAUGUAAUGGUGGAAAACAAGAAAUUUUCAAGUAGCCUAAUCUUGAGGACUACAAUAAGUAAAAUUGUGUUAGAAAUGAAAUGAUUUUGAAUGAGGAACCAAAUAAAUGAAGGAUUUAAGAUGCUUCACCUUGAUGACUAGAAAAGAAAAUUUUGCACAAAGUAAAUGCUAGAUUAUUUGACUUUUUCGAAACAUUCGCAACUAAACUGCUUGCAUUGUCAAAAUACUAAUUUUUUUUUUGCUCCUUAAAGAACAAGUAGAUGAAUCAAUAACUUUUGACAUCACCUAAUUAAAUCUUUGUAAGAGUAAGUGCCAAAAAGCUCUAGUCUUAUAUUUGUAAAUCUGUUUUGCACUUUAUUUGUCUUCCACAAUUCUUUCAAUUGAUAAAUAAUACAUAGAAUUUUUUUUAAAAAAUGGAAUCUUGUAUAAACUAUUCUCCCAUUUGCAAAACAAGAGGUAAUACUACACGUAGUUUUAUCCGAUGUGUUCUGUUUCAUAAUUCGGAUUUAAGUACAUUAUUCUACUUUCAGUGAAUAGUUGAAAGAUCCUAGAAAUGUUUAAAGAGAAUUAUAUAAUAUUAUAAUACACACAAGAGAUAAUAAUAUACGCAAAUUUCUCCUUAUUAAUAAUAAUGUAGUGGUACAGUGCGUAAUCUUAUUAAUUAUUCAUACUCGAAUAGAAACUGAAUAGUUUGCAGUAGAAGUUGGAAAUUUCAUCAUCGUACUCUGUACUCUAAAGAGAAGUGGUUAAUAUUGAUGAUUAGAGCUAAGCAAAUACUAAGUCUUUCAAAACAGAUCAAAUAAUUAGCAAGUAACAAUCAUGUUUUCAUACUUAUCAAGGGACCAAUAUCAACAUCACUGCACAAGUAGAUAUUCAUUUAACCAAAAUCGGUAUGAACAACAACGUAUAUUACGCUAUUAUUAGUUAUACGAACAAAAGCUUGAUUUGUACAUUAAGACUUAUGUGCUUUUUUAACUGAAACAAUGGGUUCUAGUUUGAUAACAUGUAGUAGGAAUCCUACAUAGUCUCAACCGUCAGAGUAGUGUAAACAGAGAGGAAAAGUGUUAAAAACGAUUUUUAUUAUUAUGUUUAAUUUUCACUAAUAAACUGAUGGUGAAUAUUUGCACAUUUCUCAGUAAUAUAUUUCAUAAUAUCAUGUAUAAGAUCGUCCUCUAAUAAGAGAAGAGGUAAAAGCGGAUGCUAUUAUAGAAUUUCAACUUUAUUUCCUUGACAAAAUUAUGUUAAUACAAUCAUGCUAUUUACAUUUCAGAAAAGUUAUUUAGAAUUAGACAUUUUUAAAUAUUUGAAAUAAAUAUAUCUUUGUUUUGUUUAAUUACAUUGAAAGAAUUUUUGGGCAUCAACCAAAUCAGUUUUCUACAACUUAAGCAACACUAAAAGUUUUUUAUUUUUAAAAUCUAAAAACAAAUAAAAGCACUGUAAUUUUUUAAUUACCUAUCCCAAAUUACUAUCCUUAUAAAAUUAAAUGUUUAGAGCUUUUGAGAAAAAUCAGUAGAAGUUUUAACAGAUAUCAAGUGUUUGCCUUUAAAUUGAAAGUUUUUUUUAUUUUUAUUAAAGACAUUUUGCUGUCUAUAAGAGUAUCCUAAAAUGUCUUUUAGGAGCAGAAAAACACAGAGGAAAAGAAAAUUAAACAAUUAACCUAAAAUUCCAGCUGGUUAGGAAAGAGUGCUCUUAAUUUAUUAACAAGGCUAUUAAAAAAGAAUUUACAUUUAACUAUGAAGUCUAGUUAUUUCAGCCGUUUACUGCGACUCUCAAUUAGAAUCCGUUCUAACUCCACAGCAGUAAGUAACCAAAUCCUGCAAAUAGGUAUCAAAGCGAAUCAAUCAAUCGAUGAAAAGCAAAUCAAUGUAUCACCAAAUAAGUUGAGUGAGAAAAAUCAACGAUUUACUGAAUUAGAAAAUGAACGAAUCUAUGAAUUAGAGAAUCAGAGGAUGAGCAAACAAAUGAUAAGGUGGGUCAAUAAAUGAGUGACUCACUGAAACGGUAAAUCAAGGAAUCAGUGAUUCCUCAGUUUGAUGAUUCACUCAUUCAAUGAUUCAUUGACUUACAGAUUCGCUUUCUUAAUUUACUACUAGUUCGUUUUGUUCAUUUGCUUGUGAUUUGAUCAUUCACAAAUUCGUUGUUCCACAGAUUUGCUGAGUUGACUUACUCAUUAAGUGUUUUGCUGAUCUAUUUAUCGAUUUGCUAUUUCGUUUUAUUCUACGCGUAGAAAUCAAUUUUUAUUUCGGUUAUUUGCUGCCUACUGUUGUAUGUGUAAUAAGAACAGGCUCUAACUGGCAGUCGCAGUAAAGAGAUCAAAUAAAUUUUAUUUUAGGUCUUUCCUGACCAAAGAGAUCAAAUAAAUUUUAUUUUAGGUCUUUCCUGACCUUUGUAUUAAGAAUAAUAAAGUUCGAGUUCUCCCAGAAAUUUCACAUUUUUUUAAAUAAUUUAGCGGGAAAACGAAAUUUUGUUGUAUAUAACAAGUGAGUACAGGGUAGCUCUGUGACUUAUAACUAAGGUGUUCAGAUUUAUAAACCAUGAUUUAAGGACAAACCAACGGAGCGUUCUCGAAAAGUUUUAUGAUAUGAGGACACCCACAUAAUUACGGAAAAUAUCAAUUGAUAUGUGCAUCAAAUACUUUUUUUUAUUGAUAACUAAUAUUAGGUGCAGAACCAUCUUCGUCGCAUCUGAUUUCAUUACCAAGUAGUUUUGAAAUAUCAUAUAAUAUUUUGCACUUGAAAUUCAAGUAAAACGAAGGGUUGCAUCAUGGUUAUGAAAAUUUGUUUAUUUUUGCUGAAUUUAUUUCCAAACAAGCAAGGCGUUUUCAUCUGUUAGUUUCAGCAUGGUGUGUUUUCGCUUUUCGUGUGUAUUUUCUGCAAGACAAAACUAUCUUGUUCGAAAAAACAAAACAAAAACUAUUCGCUCUGUUUUUUGAUAUUUUACUGCAAAUUAAAAAAAGAUUGUAUGUUUUCGGAGAAAUUUGAGUUCGCAUUUUAAAAUUUGGGGACAUUUUCAGUCCUCAAUGAGUUUGAAAGUCAUUCAGGACAAUUAAUGAAAUUUGAGGACUGUGCUCAAGAUUUACGUCGCCAUGUCACCUUUGUUAUAACUUUUUAAUCGAGGCGACCCAGGUUUAAACCUUGUUUAAAGUUGCUGAGCAUUGCCAACCGGCUCAGAGCAAGCAUGGAAUACAUAUGGCAGAAGCAUCAUAGUAGUCGUGGUGGCUCAGGGGAUAGAGCGUUCGCCUUUCAAUGAUGUGAGCUGGUUUCGAAUCUCAGCAAUGGCUGUCCGAUACAAAUUCAACACCCGGCUCGCACUGACCACAGUGCUGACGUAAAAUAUCCUCAGCGGUAGACGGAUCACGGGUUAGAGUCUAACCGUGGAAGGUUUUCCUUUCCAUGUAACGCAAAUUCAGGUUGGUUUCACCCAAAAGUCCUCCAGAAAGGCAAAAUUUCUCCCAUUACUUGAUCCUGGAGUUCCCUUGUCUUCUGGAUUGAGUUUAAAAUUACAAGGGUAGCCGUAAACUCAAAAUUGGGUCGGCUUCUUAAAGUGCUUAAUUUUCCCCUUUUCGAAAAUGAGAUUUUUUUUUUUUUUACCAUGUCGAUUUUCACCACGUAUAAUGCAAAAGCGUGUUUUCAACCACAAUCCAUUUCGGCGUACCGUCUGUCCAUAGCGUAUGAAAGAGCCAAUCAUUUUACAUAUUUGAUGAAAUACAUGCGAGUGCGCAUGUGCGUCCAAUGAGCUGUUUGAUGAAAUACGUCAACUCUGAGCUGGAUUCGAUGAGAUUCUUGCACUCUUAUGAGCAACUCUGCUGCAUUCUGCAAGAUAUUCUCGAUUUCAGGCUUCAUUUUAACCCUCCGCAAUCAAACUGAAAAAUUUCUCUAUCUUUUUAUGGU
Messenger RNA from Parasteatoda tepidariorum (common house spider), 6592 nucleotides. RefSeq lists its product as uncharacterized. The record is from RefSeq and is a predicted model, not a curated record. Lineage: Eukaryota; Metazoa; Arthropoda; Arachnida; Araneae; Theridiidae.